CGCACCUGUCCAAUAUCGAUAGUCAACAAAAUCCAGAUGUGAGAGAACAUUUUGUGUUGUUUUGGCCAACAAAGUGGGCCGUGCUUCUAACUGCUUUUGCCAUUCGGACGCGGGGGCAUCUUGAGCCUGCUUGGAGGAGCCCGACCAACGGGGUCAGAUGGCGCGCAAUGUGCUCGAGAGCAGCCUGCUGGGCGCCGGCUUCAGCAUCAUCUUUCAGAUACUGUGCCGCAUCCUCACUUUCGGCAUCAACGCGUACAUCGUGCGACAUGUGGGCCGCGAGGUGUUGGGCAUCAUGAAUGUCCGCCUGCUGCUUCUGGAGAGCACCCUGCUCUUCCUCUCCCGCGAGGCCAUUAACCGGGCGGCCCUGAGCGCCAAUGCCCAGCAGGGCGAUCGCUGCUCCUGGGCGCAGCUGAUCAACCAGAUGUGGCUCACGGUUCCCAUUUGCGCUGUUUUGUGUGCUCCUUGCCUAUAUAUUUGGCUAAACUGGCUGUCGGCGGUGGACGCCAUCUACGCCUCGCAAUAUGAGUUCGCCUGCUAUGCCGUGGCCUUUUCCUGCGUCCUGGAAUUGAUGGCCGAGUCCGCGGUGUUUGUCGCCCAGGUCUUUUGCUUUGUGAAGCUUAAGAUCCUGCUGAAUACGCUGCACAUCCUGGUGCGCUCGGCCAUCUUCCUGUGGAUUGUCACCGGUGAUCGCAGUGCAGCAAUCAAUGCCUUUGCGAUUGCCCAACUCUCCAGUGCAGUGACCAUUGUCCUGGGCCAGUAUGGCUUCUUCUACUUCUAUCUGAAAGGCUUCAAGGAUUUCGUGACCCAGCAGGCGAAAAAGAAGCCAGUGGCUCCAAAGGCCUGGCAGGUCUCGCUGUACGAGCACAUGGACGACUUCCCCUUCAAGCAGCUGAACGACUUCCUGCCCGGCGUGAUGUUCAAUCCCAACGGAAAGCAUUUCAACCGGGAACUGCAAACGCUCACUCUGAGCUUCGUGAAGCAGGGCGUGCUAAAGCAAAUUCUCACCGAGGGCGAGAAGUACGUGAUGUCCGUGUCGCCGGUGCUGAGCUUCGGGGAGCAGGCCACCUACGAUGUGGUCAACAAUCUGGGCAGCAUGGCGGCCCGCUUUAUCUUCCGGCCCAUCGAGGACAGUUCGUACUUUUACUUCACGCAAACGCUAUCCCGGGACAUCAAGCUGGCCAAGCAGCCUCAGGAGCGCGUCCGCCAGGCGAGCAGUGUCCUAAACAAUCUGCUCUUGGGCGUGAGCUCCAUUGGCCUGAUUGCCUUCACCUUUGGACAGAGCUACUCGUACCCAGUGCUGCUGCUUUACGGCGGUCCUGAUUUCGUGGCCGGCGGAUUGCCGCAGAGCCUCUUGCAGUGGCACUGCCUGGCGAUCUAUCUGCUGGCCGUGAACGGAAUCAGCGAGGGAUAUAUGUUCGCCACGAACACAAGUCGAGACAUCGACAAGUACAACUAUCUGAUGGCCAUCUUUUCGAUCAGCUUCCUGGUGCUCUCCUACAUUUUGACAGGGAUCUUUGGCCCGGUGGGCUUCAUCUUCGCCAACUGCAUUAAUAUGCUGAGCAGGAUUCUGUACAGCACCUACUACAUCAGGCAUCAGUAUCGGCCCCUGUCGCUGGAUCCGCUGCUAGGCCUCUGGCCGGGAAAACUCUUUGGAUGCACGCUCUUCCUGGCCGGCAUCGCUUGUUAUUGGUACCAAAGUUCUGACCUGGCCACACAUCUGGGCGUGGGUGUCCUGGCUGGGCUCGCCUGCCUUCUGUCCUGGGUGCUGGCUCAUCGGGAUCUGGUGCGACUGGCCUGGCGCUAUGGUCGUCGCAUCAAGAUAGAAUAGGGGCCAUGCUGUUGGGAUUGUUAUCCUCGCUUCCCUCGCACCGGUGAACCGCAAUGAAACGCACAGUUUGAGUAAUAAUGAUGGCAUAUUUAUACAUAGUUGACAUUUGUAAAUUAAUUCCAAAUUUAAGUUAUGUACUUAUUGAGUGUUUGUAGAGCCUUGAUUGCUUAUUUAACCUUAAGACAUGCAUUAAAAGACAACGAUUACUGUUUA
Molecule: messenger RNA, 2041 nt
Organism: Drosophila sechellia
Lineage: Eukaryota; Metazoa; Arthropoda; Insecta; Diptera; Drosophilidae
Product: protein RFT1 homolog
Exons: 4
Coding region: 158-1828 (556 amino acids)
Biological process (GO): glycolipid translocation; dolichol-linked oligosaccharide biosynthetic process
Cellular component (GO): endoplasmic reticulum membrane
Source: RefSeq, a predicted model, not a curated record